AUGUUGGAUAAAGAUAUGGUAGAAGUGCAAAAUCAGCUGCGACAAAAGCAGCCGGGGGUUACACAAGCAACCUACCAGACGUCCUUGGAUAACAUCCAGAAAUGCAAGGACAAGUACACAGAGCUCCCGCUGGAGCCGGUAAAGCUCGAAGGUACAGAGAAGGACCCUUUCAUCGCAGCGCGGGUCCAAGACACGACCUUCUUGGAGGACCUGGACGACGAGGAGCAGGCAAUCCUCGACACAAAGGCCCUCGGGAUUGAUCAAAUUCCUGAUUUCUCAGGCGAACCGGGCUCCAAGGUCGCAGUUGAGACGUUUGUGCGUGAAGUAGAAAACCACAAACAAAUGCGCAAAUGGAGUGAUCGGCAGGCAGCAAAGGUCGCCGCCGCGAAAAUGAAAACCGGCGAAGCCGCCGACUUCAAGAUGAUGCUUGAAGACGACGAGGACCAGGACAUCAAUUCCUGGUCGAGAUUGAAAUUGCGCAUACUUACUCGUUUUCAGCCUGCUUCAACAUAUGCAAAGAAAGCUGAGAUCUUGAAAAAUGUGCAGCAAGGUCCACUUUCCGUGCAAGCCUACUGGGGGCGAUGCAAUUACGCAUUCCAGCAGGUUUACAACGUCCUUGCCACACAAAAGGACAAGGAUGGGAACAUCAAGUGGAAAGAUGUAAGGGACUACACAAGGACCUUGAUGUUCCUCAUCGGGCUGAAUCCAGACAUCAGCACCAAAGUGGUCCUGGCGAACGCCAAAACGCCAUCUGAAGUCGUCGACGCGGCCAUCCGGGUGGAGACGUCAUUUCUCCAACACGAGGCCGCGACGGGCAAACCAAUUGGUGCGAAUUCAGUCGCCGCUGUUGCGUCGACGACCACGCAAAACGCAACAGAGACAAAGGAGACGCCGCAGGUUAAUGCGGUCGCUGCCUACCACGGCAACCCACCGAGGGGUGGAUCCCGAGGCCGUGGGGGCAACAGAGGUUCCCGACGUGGAGGACGCGGCGGACGAGGUGGCGCCUACAGGCAGGCUCCGCCAACCACACCGUGCACGUUCUGCCAAAAAAUGGGACAUUGGGAGAGAGACUGCUUUGCUAAGCAACGCAUGAAGCAGGUGUACAGCCAACAGCAACAGCAACGCUCUUCCCAACCCCCAGGACAACCUCCGCACGUGCGGAACAUCAACGCGGUAUUUGAGACGUUGCCGCAACUGAUGGGACCGCCGGGCAACGACACGAGGUUGCCACAAGACCCUCCACCGGGGUAUUACAAUUCGCCGAUGCCAACAACACCUUCUACCCAGCCUACAGGGGAACUCCGCGGCGAGGAGUUUACUAAUCAAUCUACAACAUGGAAUUAA
Molecule: messenger RNA, 1344 nt
Organism: Paramuricea clavata
Lineage: Eukaryota; Metazoa; Cnidaria; Anthozoa; Malacalcyonacea; Plexauridae
Source: the annotation of a GenBank genome assembly